CACAGGCUUUGCGCCUUUCUAUCUGAUGUUCGGGAGAGUUCCGCGUCUUCCAAUUGAUGUGAUGUUCCAAAAUGUUCUGAGGGAUGAUGCUGUUGUUAAGUAUUCAGAUUUCGUAUCCAAGCUUAAAUGUGACCUUGGUGAAGCUGCAAAAAUUGCACAGAAGCACAGUUCACUGAGCAAAACCCGUCAUGCAAGGAUCUACAAUCGCAAAGUUAGGGGAUCACCUUUGACCAUGGGCGACAGAGUUCUUCUGGCAAAUCGCGGUGAGCGUGGAAAACGGAAAAUUGCAGACAAAUGGGAGUCCAACCUCUACGAAGUGAUGUCAGUGAGAUCGCCCAUUAAUGUCUAUCGGAUAAAAGACACUGAAACAGGAAGAGAAAAGAUUGUGCAUCGUAAUCUCUUACUCCCUGUUAACUUUCUGUACAAAGAUGGGGUCGAUUUACCAUCUAAGUCACAUUCAAGUGAUUCGACUGCAAACUUACCUGAUCUUCCUGAGAGUGAUGCAAGAACGGCUCAAUGGGUUAUGCAGUCUGAUCAGCACGAUUGCCCUGAUAAUGACAGUGACUCAGUUGCUUUGUCCAGAGUUCAGUGUUCUUUGGAUGUACAGAAUUCCAAUUCAAAGGCAGACUCUGAUAUCUGUAACCGCUCUGUACACAUUGAAGUGGACUGUGACGUUCCACAUUUGUUAGAAGGUCCACCUACUGACGAUGAGUUAGAUCAGUGUUCCUCUCAGCACUCCUUGACAACGCCAGUUUUUCCACCUUCACAUGUAGUCAAUAGCCCUGUUCAGGAUACAGUUCACCCUGUAAUUUGCAAUCAACCAAAACACUCUCAUACAGGCACAGUCCGUACUAGGGCCGGUAGGACCAUUAAACCUCCACAAAGAUUGAUCUACGAGAUGAAUAGUCAGUUUGUGCAUGAUUCAUCAUCCCCAGUGAUUUCUCUUUUUGAUGUUGUGAAAAGCCUUUUUCAUGGGUAACUUAUGAGUCGGACUUUGUUUUGAGUGGAUAUUUUUUUUUCUCUCUUAAGAAAUCAUUUAAAUCCUUGACUUGUGCGUGUGAAGAAAGGUGUUUAGGGCAUCUCUUUAGUCUAUGUUAAGUCUGGAUUUUGGUACCAGUCCAUACUUGCAUACCUCCUUUGGAGGAAUUUUGUAAUUGAUCUGUACGCUGCAAUGUGUCAAGGAGGUUCACAUCGUUUCUCUUUUUCUGGUUCUUGUAUUGUAUUCUAUUGUUCAGGCGCUUCCCCAGUUUAGCAUAAUUUAAGGGGGGUGCAUGUAACGGAGUGUAAAAUGUUAAAUUUCUGCAUAAAUGGGGACAGCGCCAUCUGGCUGAUGCGUGAUGGCAUUUAGUGUACGGAAUAGGGACCGCCCACAGCAGAGAUAAUGAGACACGCUGUGGAACUGAUUCUUUCUCCAUAAAGUGAAACCCCUAUUUCCACAUUUAUAUCUCCAUUGUGCAGCUCCACCCAGCAGAAAGACCGCCCAGGCAAGACCGUCACA
Molecule: messenger RNA, 1498 nt
Organism: Pimephales promelas (fathead minnow)
Lineage: Eukaryota; Metazoa; Chordata; Actinopteri; Cypriniformes; Leuciscidae
Source: RefSeq, a predicted model, not a curated record